GUUAGGCCGAACACCUGAGUUUCUCAUAUAUGGACAUGGGCAGCAGAGAAGAGCUGUCAUUGAAGCAGUUCGCUUACUGGAUGAUAAGAAAAAGGAACCUCGUGACGAGCUUCACCAGCUUAAUGACAUGAAUUCUCCUCAACAUUUUAAGGAGAAAUCAAAGAAAUGGUUAAAAUUUGUAACUCAAGCUAAGGCUGCAGGACGGACACCUGAAGACUACAAAAUUGGCAAUGAAACUGGAGCUGCAGUUCUUCAAAACUACAACGAUAUAUUAAAAUCAUGCAAUGCUUUGGAUUACCAUGACUUGAUCAGUUGUUCUGUCAAGCUCUUGACUGAUUUUCCAGAAGUUUUUGAAGAGUGCCAGGAAAUAUGGAAAGCAAUAGUGAUUGAUGAGUUUCAAGACACAAGUGCCAUGCAAUAUGGACUUUUACGUACCCUUGCAUCGCAUAAACGCAUAACUAUUGUUGGUGACGAAGAUCAGUCCAUUUUUGGUUUUAGUGGUGCUGAUGCCUCUGGAUUUGAUUCAUUUCGGAAAGAUUUUCCUUUGCACAAAGAGGUCAGACUAAGUAAAAAUUACCGGUCCACACGUUGCAUUGUUGAAGCUGCAUCAUAUCUCAUACAAAAUAAUUCAAAAAGGUGCCAAUCAAAGCGUGUUCUUACUGAUAAUCCUGUUGGGUCUAAGAUAACUAUCAAAGAAUGCUGCAAUGAGGAUGCACAAUGUUCGUUUGUUGUUGAUAAAAUAUUAGAAAUUACUUCUAAUAGCACAACUGGCAAGUCCUCUUUCGGCGACAUAGCAGUUCUAUUCCGGAGGCAGGUGUCAGGAAAAAUCUUUCAGGAGGCAUUUCGUAAUAGAAAAAUCCAAUUCAAUGUUCAUGGUGUGGCCUUCUAUAGGAAAAAGGUGGUCAGGGCCAUCAUUUCUAUGCUUAGAACAACUUUGCCUGGUUCUGAUGAUGGUUCAUUUCGAAGAGUAUUGAAGGCCCUACUGCCUUCAGAGAAAGAAGAAAAAAAGAAGGUAAUUGAACACAUUGAUAAAGUUUCUACCAUAAGGAAAAGUAGUUUCAUUUCAGCAGCACAAGACAUAUUCAGUGCUAAAGUAUCUGGGACAUUCAAGAGGAGUCAACUCACCCAAGGACGGAAGGUGUUGCUCAUGAUAGACAUGAUCUCGAAACUCGUCAACCGGGAAGAGUCAAUUUCAGCUGUCAUUACUUCAGUGGCUAACAUGAUACCCCAGAAGUACCUUCUUGAACAACGGGCAGUUCAUGAUAAUGAUGGAGGGAAGUUGCUUAAUGAAGAUCAUGAUGUUAGAUCUGUUCUUCAAUAUCUACUGGAUGAUGUGUCUGAUUUUCUAAAAACUCAUAACAACCCCAUAAAAGGAGAAACUGAGUGCAAAACAGAAGGACAAGGUUGCGCCAACAUACUGAAAGCUUUUAUCGAUCAUAUAUCUGAACGGGAGAAUGAAAAUUUUCGUACAAGGAGACAUGAUAACAAAGACUCUGUUACACUCACGACAAUUCAUCAGUCAAAAGGCUUAGAGUGGGAUACAGUUUUCAUAGUGAAGGCAAAUGAAUCAGAUAUUCCCUUGUUACACGAAUUUAAUGGCAUCACAAAUGAAAGGAGUAACUCAAUUGAGGAGGAGAGACGCUUGCUAUAUGUGGCAAUGACUCGUGCACGGAAAAAGCUUUUCAUUUUGUAUGUAAUUAUGGAUUCAAAUUGGCAGGUUCUUCAACCUUCACGUUUUCUGAGAGAAAUUCCUCGUCAUCUUCAAGAGACCCAGGAAGAGCUGACCAAUCACCUAAAGCUCCAGGAGGAAACUCCUCAGAGUGGUUCAGCUGAAAAGGUGGAAUCCCUUGAUCAUAAAAUAACGCUAGAUGAUCCUCUCAUUGAUCCGGUUGACGGAAUGUCCAAAGAGUCAAUUGACACAAUGGAGCUGUACAAUUCCAAAAGCUUCCUGAAAAGAUUUAAUGCGGAAGACCGAGCAGUUGUAUCUCAUUUGUUCCAUCAAUGGGCCAAAAAGCCUGCAUUUCAGGAACCACAGAGGUUGCUUAAGAAGGUAGGUUUUGUCAUUGAUGAGCGCCUUAGAGUCAAGAAGAGCACUCACAAGGAUGUUUUACGUGCCUUAAAGUCCUCAUUAACUUGUGAGGAAGCUCUACAUUAUGCUGAAUCUGUGUUGAACUGGGAGAAAAUUCCUGCUGAGAAGCGUGCUUACUUGAUGAGAGAGAAACAGGAGUACUUUCAGAAACUGCGGAUUGAAAGUGCAAUGGGUUCAUCAGAACCAACUCCCAAACAGCUCGCAUAUCUUCAGAGUCUAGGAUGCACUAUGGUUCCUACAUCCCGUCUCCAUGCGUCCCGACUGAUUGAGGAAUAUAAAUCGCUGUAAAUGAGAUUGAGACUUGAAGAGAAAAUUCCUUCCUGAGAUACUACAGCAGUGUCAUCGUUGGUAGCACCAUCAUCAGCAGGUUGGCAGGGAAUCAAGGUUCCAUGCCUACGGG
This is a messenger RNA of Nicotiana tabacum (common tobacco), 2489 nucleotides long. The record is from RefSeq and is a predicted model, not a curated record. Lineage: Eukaryota; Viridiplantae; Streptophyta; Magnoliopsida; Solanales; Solanaceae.